This is a messenger RNA of Paramecium pentaurelia, 13407 nucleotides long. NCBI's taxonomy places the organism in Eukaryota, Ciliophora, Oligohymenophorea, Peniculida, Parameciidae. The record is from the annotation of a GenBank genome assembly.
AUGGAUAGUGACAAUAAUAAACGUUUCAAUUUUGAACAACUUUCGUAAGGGUAGCUCAAAGGACGGCUUUAUAAAAAUAUUAAUCGUUAUGAUCCUAAUGAACGAAAACUCACUUAACAGCUCUCGGUAAUCUCCUUGCCUUCAUUGGUGCCUAAGGUUUCUAAAUAAAGAUUAGAGCCCACAACCUAAACUCACUCAGCUUUAGGUGUAACCAUAUAAAAUGGCAGAAUUUUACUUGAUCGAUCAGGACAUCAAUCUACAAAAAGUAAAUGAUAAUUUAAUAACUAAAGACUUUAGAAGUGACAUUCUAAUACAAGAUUAACUCAAGAAACCCAAGAAUUUGUCACCUCUUGGUCAUAGAUUAUUAAGUGAUCAUGGAAUGAGCAUUUUAGAGGAUGUUUAAAACCCUAAUUCAACCAUUAAUGAUUCUAUCAUUGGAUUGCUGUAACAACCUGAAAAAAAGAAAGACACCUAGAUGAUUAAGAAGGCACUUAGAAAACCUAAGAAGAAACAGUAAUAAUAAUCCUACUUAUCACCUAUGGAUUUUAUUUAUUUGAUAAGAACUGAUCCCGAAAUGGCUGAUGAGUUCUGUUAUUUAAAUAAAAGAGAUCAUGCCUAUGAUUAUUAAAUAGUUGAAUUUGAAGAUAGAAAUCCAAAAGAAUAUAUGACAAUAAGUGCAAGAGGUAUCACAUAUUUCCAAAAUGAUGAGAUUACAUUUUUAACAAUAGAGGAGUGGCAAAGAGAAGCUAAAUUAUAUUAAGAUCUUUAAAAAAUAGAUUUUUUUAGAAAAUAUAAAUUAUGGAAGAAUUUCUUUUUAUGGAAGAGAUUAAUGAGGAAAAACAUUCUUGCAAAAAAUCAAGAUUUAAUGAUUUCUAAUAUGUUUUCAACUGACAAAUAAUUAAGAAUCACAUUAUUAGAAGUUCGUAGGAUAUGUUAAUAAAUGGCUUAAGAUAUAAGAUUUUUAGAUACUUCAACUACAGUUCCAUAAACCCAUGAAAAUUUUAAAUAAUUGUAAGAUAAACAUUUAAUGUCUAUAAUGGAUAUUAAAUUUGAUUCAUAUGAAUAAUAGAUUAAAUAAAUAAUUGUGGAAUGUUGUUAGAAAUCUUUAGUCAAUUUUAAAGAAAUUCAUCGUAUUCCACUUCAUGAAGAUGAUAAUGAAGAGAGAGCUCCAUUAUUAGUUGGAGAUGAAUCAGGAAAAGAUAUGCCAUACACAACCGAGGCUACUAUAAGAACUCAUUAUAAAAGAUUAAGAAAAUUUGUGAAAUAUGUUGAUUACAUCAUAAUAGAUGCUAAAUUAUAGAUGAUGUAGAAUUCAGUUGAACACAUUGUUAAAUAGAUUCGUGAAUUUAAUGAAUAAUAUAAGGAGAGUUCAGGAGUAAAAAGAAAAGGAUAUUAUGGUAAAGGUUAACCAUAAUGUUGGAUAAUUAUUGAGGCAAUUGGUAAAUAGGAAGAAAUAGUUUUUAAUCCUGUGAGAGAAUAAUUAUUUAGAAUAUUUGAAAGUGUUGUUACUAAUAGUGUUAUUCGUAUAACUACAAGACAUAGAGAAAUGUUGUCUAUGCCAGAAUUAUAGCAUUAUAUUUAAGAUGAAAGCAAUUAAUAAUCAGAAAAAGUAGAUGUUAAAGCAAUAAUAAAUGGAAGUGAGAAUUUCUAAAUUUUAUGUGGUUAAAUGAGAAAAGAAUUGGAAAUUGCAUUUGAUUAUUUAGAAUCAUAUGCUGAAAAAUUAAAACCAUUUAUGAAAUGGUAUGUUGAUAAUACAGGAGUCAAUAUUGAAAAAUAGUUUGCUGAUAAAGAAGUAGAAGAAUACAGAAAUGCCAUUAAUUUAUAUAAGGAAUAAGAUCAACAAUUUUAAGAUAUAGAACCUACUCAAGAGAUUGGAAUGAUAAUGUUUGAUAAUCAAAAAUUAAAGGCCAAGAUUAAAUCCAGUGCUAUGAAUUGCAUUUAAGAAUUAUAAAAAUUUAUACCUGAAUAUAUGUACAAGAAAGCAGUACUUUUUACAUAAAAAACAGCUUAAUUAUAUUCAACCAUAGCUAUAUCACCAAUAACAGUAGAAUAAUUUGUUAAUUAUAUGGAGGCUGUGAAUGUAAUUAAUAACUAAUUUGAAGAUUUAAGUAAUGUCUCAUAAGAAGUAACAGCUAUGGCAUUACUUAUGGAUGAAUUACGUAUUAAAAUUCAAGAUAAACACAAAUAAAAAUUUGCAGAAUGUAAUCAAUAAGUUAGUUAACUUCGUAAAAAAGUUGAUGAUGCCAUGGCUAAUUAUGAUUAAAACUUAAAUAAAUUUAGAAAAGAUAUGGAAAGAAUGAUUCCAUAAGUAGAUAACACAGUUAAAGACUUAAAUGAAAGAAUUUCAGAAUAACCAUUGAGUUCUUUAGCAGCAGAUUUGGGUGAUAUGGUAACAUUUGUUAAAGGAGUAAGAAAACAAGUAGAUGAAUUAAAAAUUCAUGCAAAAAAAUUGAAUGAUUAUUAAAUAGCAUUGAAUAUGGAAUAUACACCAUUUGAGAAAUUGGAAGCAUUUAAUAAUGAAUUUACUUUAUUAGAGAGAUUGUGGUGUGGAAGAAAUGAAUGGAUUUCAAAUUAUUCAAUCUGGUUAAAAUAACAUUAUACAGAUAUAAAUUUAGAUGAUAUGAACAAUCUAAUGGAAAAAUUAUAAAAGGCAGCUAAUUUAUGUGCCAAAGAAUUAGAUAAAAAUGAAGUAGCUAGAGUAUUUAAAUCAGAUAUUGAAGGUUUCAGAGGUGUCUAUUAAGUUUUAUAAGCAUUAAAAGAUCCUGCUAUAUCAGAGAAAUAAUGGAAUCAAAUAAGAGCAUUAAUACUUGAAAAUUAAUAGCUAUUUAAAGAACCUAUCUUAGAACCAUUUACACCAAUAAAUGAUCCUAAAUAUAAUGUUUCAUGGAUUACAUAAGCUGGAUUAGAUUAAGUCAAAGACAAGCUUAGUGAAAUUGCAUUAAGAGCAGCAAAAGAAAUAGAAUUAGUUAAAAUGUUAGAAUAGGUUGAAUCUAUUUGGAGAUCAGCAGUUAUUACAGUUUAACCAUAUAGAGAAUCAAAAGAUGUUUUUAUUCUAGGAAAUAAUGAAGAUUUGAUAUCUAAAAUUGAUGAUACAUUAUUGACUGUUAAUAAUAUUUUAGCAUCAAGAUUUGUAGAAGGUAUUAGACCUGAAGUAGAAAGAUAAUAAUCAUUAUUAAGAUAUUUCUAGGAAUUAUUUGAUGAAUGGAUGUUACAUCAAAGAAAUUGGUUAUAUUUGGAACCUAUUUUGAAUUCACCAUAUAGUGCUAAGAAUUUAGCAAAGGAAUCCAAAAUAUUUUAAUAAGCUGAUACUCAAUGGAAAAAAAUUAUGAGAAAUGCUAGAGAUAGUAGUAUUGCUAGGAAAUGGGCAGAUGAUUAUUAAAAUAGAUUAUAUUUUAAUUAACUAAGAUAAAAUAAUAAUAAUUUUGAUGUUAUUUAAAAAGCUUUGGAUGAAUUUUUAGAAAAGAAAAGAGAUGUUUUUUAAAGAUUUUACUUUUUAUCAAAUGAUGAACUUUUAGAAAUAUUAUCAAAUGCAAAAAAUAUUUAGGCUAUUCAACCAUAUUUAAGAAAGUGUUUUGAAAACUUAGUAAAAAUUCAGUUUGAUUCAUAAGAAAAUGCUAUUGGAAUGAUAUCUGCUGAAGGAGAAAUUGCUGUACUUAAGGGAUAUUCAGCAAGAGGGGAAGUGGAAGAUUGGUUAAAAGCUUUAGAGGAUAAAAUGAAAUCAUCAUUAAGUGGUGUCAUGAGAUAAUCUUUAAUUAAAUAUUAAUUAGAAGAUACAUAGAGAAAAGAUUGGGUAUUUGAAUUUCCAUUAUAAAUUAUUAUUACUAUUGACUCUAUAUUUUGGACUAAAAUAACAGAAGAAAAUUAUUUAUAAGCAGAUGCAGAAGGUGAUUUGGAUGAUUGGUAUGAUGCUAAUGUAUCAAUGCUUGAUGAAUUGACAUUAUUAAUUAGAGGAAAUCUUACUGAAUUAUAAAGAAGAACUCUUGUGGCAUUGGUUACUUAAGAUGUUCAUUUCAGAGAUAUUGUAGAUAAUAUGAGAAAUGAAUCUGUAGAAGGUAUAAUGGAUUUCAAAUGGCAAUAAUAAUUGAGAUUUUAUCAUGAUGAAGAAAGUGUGCAUGCAAAAUAAGUUAAUGCAAAAUUAAUGUAUGGUUAUGAGUUUUUGGGAUCAACUACAAGAUUAGUUAUUACUCCUUUAACUGAUAGAUGUUGGAUGACUAUAACAGGAGCUUUGGGUAUCAAAUUAGGAGCAGCACCAUAAGGUCCAGCUGGUACUGGAAAAACAGAAUCAUGUAAAGAUUUAGCUAAAGCUUUGGGAAGAUAUUGUAUAGUAUUUAAUUGUUCAGAUUAAAUUACAGCUAAAAUGAUGGAAAAACUAUUUGCAGGAUUGGCAUAUUGUGGAGCCUGGGUUUGUUUAGAUGAAUUUAACAGAAUCUAUAUUGAAGUAUUAUCAGUCAUAGCACAAUAAGUAUAAACUAUAAGAGAAGCUUUGUUGGAAUAUAAAAUGAAUUUUUAUUUCUUUGGUAAAAAUGUAUAAUUAAAUCCUGAUUUGGGUAUAUUUAUUACAAUGAAUCCUGGUUAUGCUGGUAGAACAGAAUUACCUGAUAAUUUGAAAGUACUUUUUAGACCAGUAGCUAUGAUGGUUCCAGAUUAUAGAUUGAUUGCUGAAAUUAUGUUGUAUGCUGAAGGAUUUUCAAAUGCCAAAGAUUUAUCAAGAAAAAUGGUUAAAUUGUAUCAAUUAAGUUCAGAGUAAUUAAGUCAGCAAGAUCAUUAUGAUUUUGGUAUGAGAGCAGUCAAAUCUGUUUUAGUAAUGGCUGGAUCAUUAAAAAGAGCAGAACCAAACAUAAAUGAAGAUAUUGUCUUGAUUAGAGCUAUGAGGGAGAGUAAUUUACCAAAAUUCUUGUCUCAUGAUAUUCCUUUAUUUAAUGCAAUAGUGAGUGAUCUAUUUCCAGGUAUGUAAAUUCCAACAGUACAGAACAAAGAAUUAGAAACAGCAAUAAAAAAUGUUAUAGAUCUUAAUAAAUUAUAAUAAUAAGAUACUUUUAUAGAAAAAGUGAUUUAGUUCCAUGAAACAUUGAAAGUAAGAUUUGGAGUAAUGUUGGUAGGAGUGACUAUGGGUGGUAAAUCUUAAGUAUAAAAUAUACUUAGGGAAUCAUAUAUUAAAUUAUUUGAACAAUAUUCUUUGAAAGGAAUUAAGAAUCAUCCAAUUUAUUAGAUGGUUGAACAUUAAAUUUUGAAUCCAAAAGCAAUAUCUAUGGAAGAAUUAUAUGGACAAUUUGAUAUGAUGACUUAAUAAUGGACUGAUGGUUUAGCAUCUAAUAUAAUGAGAGGAUAUGCAUCAUCAGAGACUUUAGAAAAGAAAUGGGUUGUGUUUGAUGGGCCAGUGGAUGCUUUAUGGAUUGAAAAUAUGAACACAGUGUUGGAUGAUUCAAUGACUUUAUGUUUAAGUAAUGGUGAACGUAUUAAAUUAAAGACUUAAAUGAGAAUGAUCUUUGAAGUUUUAGAUUUGGCAGUGGCAUCACCUGCAACAGUAAGUAGAUGUGGUAUGGUGUAUUUGGAUGAUAAAGUGUUAGGUUAUGAACCUAUAGUUAUAACAGAAGCUAUGACUCUUAUUGAUAUUUUGAGUAGAGAUAUUAUAGAUCAUUUAUUGAUUUAAAUAAAAGUGUCAUUUAAUAAAUCAAUUACUUAGAUUAUUAAAUCAUGUAAGUAAUUAAUACCAGUACAUGAAACUUAAAUGGCUGUUGGAUUAAUUAAAAUAUUGAGGAUGGUCAUUUAAUUCUAUAAUUAAUAAUUGAGUUGCAAUUUAAGAGAUGAAAUAUCAAAAAAACACAUUGAAAAAAUAUUUGUUUGGGUAUUUGCUUGGUCUGUUGGUGCAACUCUUAUUUCAGAUGAUUAUUCAAAAUUUGAAAGAAUUGUAGCUGAUACUUUUCCAGUUGAGGUUCUGCCUAGGGGAUCUCUAUUUGCUUGUUUAGUUAGAAUAACAAAAACUGAUGGAUUGGUAGAUAUAAAUUAUACACAAUGGAAUGAUAUCAUUCCUCAAUUUGAUUAUGUUAAAGGAAUGAGUUAUUUUGAUAUGGUUGUUUAGACAAAAGAAACAGUUGCUCAUGGAUGGUUUUUGGAAUAAGCAGUAAAUACAAAUUGUCCUAUGUUUAUCACUGGAGUUACAGGAACUGGUAAAACUAUUAUGGUUAAUUCUACUGUUGAAAAAUUAAGAGACGAUGGUCUUAUAGCUUUGAUGUAGAUUACAUUCUCAGCUAAAACAGCAAGUUUUACAACAUAAUUAAGUAUUGAAUAAAAAUUAUAAACAUAACGUAAAAAAGGAAGAACUAUUUUGAUGCCUCCUCCUGGAAAGAAGUUUGUAGUAUUUGUUGAUGAUGUCAAUAUGCCUGCCUUAGAAUAAUAUGGUGCAUAACCACCAAUUGAAUUAUUAAGAUAAUUUAUAGAUUAUCGAGGUGUUUAUGAUAGAAAAAGUUUUAAUUGGAAGGAUGUUGAUAAUACUAUUCUAAUUUGUGCUUGUGGUCCACCAGGUGGAGGAAGGUCUCCAAUCACAGUUAGAUUUACACGCCAUUUCGCUUUGUUAAGUGUGCCUAAUUCGAGUGAUGAAACAUUAUCUUGGAUUUUUAGCACUAUUUUGAAGGCAUUCUUAAAAAAUAAUCAUUUCAAGAGUGAAAUUGUGGAUUUGAGUGAAAACUAUUCAAUUGUUAAUGCAACUCUUCAAAUGUACUCUGAAAUCUAAAAAGCCUUAUUGCCUACUCCAGAAAAAUCUCAUUAUGUCUUCAAUCUUAGAGAUGUUAGCAAGAUUUUCUAAGGCAUUUUAUAAGCAAAACCUAUGAUUUAUUAGAAAUCUGAAUAAAUUGUUAGAUUAUGGGCACAUGAAACAUGUAGAGUUUUAAUGGAUAGAUUAAUCAAUUCAUAAGAUUAAGAUUGGUUUAAAGAGAACUUAGUUAAAAAUAUAUUCUUAUUUUUUAAGAUUGAAUAUAAGGUUGAUGAAUUAUUUGAUUCAUAACCACCUCUUAUUUUUGCAGAUUUUUAGAAAAGAGCUGAGUUAUCUGAUAGAAUCUAUGAGGAAGUAAGAGAUUAUAAUCAACUUAUAAAAGUGAUUAAUGAAUACAUGAUGGAAUAUACUAAAAUGAAUUUAGUAUUAUUCAAAGAUGCUAUUGAACAUUUGACUAGGAUUAGUAGAGUGUUAAGAUAAUAAAGAGGACAUUAUAUGUUAGUUGGAGUUGGAGGUUCUGGUAAGAAAUCAUUGACACAACUAGGAGCUGUUUUGGCUGGUUGCAAAAUAGAUACAAUUGAGAGUAAGAAAAAUUAUGGUAAGAAAGAAUUUAAGGAAGAUUUAUUUAGAAUGAUGUGUGCAGUAGGAAUUGAUAAUAGAUUGGUAGCAUUCUCUUUUUCAGAUACAUAAAUAUUAUAAGAAGGUUUUCUUGAAGAUGUUAACAAUCUUCUUAAUUCAGGUGAAGUACCUAAUAUGUUGACUAAAGAUGAUUUAGAAAUUAUUAAUUAAGGAUUAUAAGCAGAAGCAAGAGAAUUAAAAAUUAAUGAUAUAUAUCCAUACUUUGUCUAAAAAAUUAGAUCAAAUUUACAUAUUGUUUUAGGAUUAUCACCAAUAGGUGGAUAAUUAAGAGUAAGAUUAAGAAUGUUUCCAAGUUUAGUUAAUUGUUGUACAAUAGAAUGGUUACACAAAUGGCCAUAAGAAGCAUUGAUGAGUGUGGCAGAAAUGUUUUUAGAAACUUUAGAAUUUGAUGGUCUAACUAAAGAUAUGAGAUAAAAUCUUUAUUAAAUGUGUGUUCAUGUUCACUAAAGUGUUGAAAGAAAAUGUGAUGAAUUUUAUGCUGCUCUUAAAAGAAAUGUUUAUGUCACUCCAAAAUCAUAUCUUGAUUUAAUAGAAUCUUAUAAGACAUUAUUGAUGAUGAAAAAAGAAGAAUUAUAAUCAAAUAAGUUGAAAUUAGCUUCAGGAUUACAUAAAUUACAUGAAGCUAAUAGUAUCAUUAGUGAUUUAAAAGUUAAAUUAACUGAAAUGCAACCAAUUUUAAAAUAAAAAACUAUAGAUUAAGAAUAAUUACUCUAAAAAUUAUAAAUUGAUUCUUCUGAAGCUAAUAGAGUAAAACAGUUAGUUUCAGAAGAAGAAAGAUAAGUUAAUGAAUAGGCAUCAAGAAUUAAGGAAACUAAAGCUGAAGCUGAUAAAAUACUUAAUGAAGCUAUUCCUACUUUGAAUGCUGCCACAGAAGCACUUAAUACUCUUAAUAGAAAUGAUAUUUCUGAAAUUAAAAGUAAUAACAACCCAUAACCAAUUGUACGUUUUACUUUAGAAUGUGUUGCUAUUUUAUUUGAAGAAAAAUUGGAUUGGGAUUCUAUUAAAAAACUAUUGGCUGAUCCUAAUUUCUUAGCAAAAAUGAAAGGAUUAGACGUAGGUAAAAUAAAAUAAGUAACUUAAAAUAAAAUUAAGGCUAAAAUAGCUAGUAAUCCUGAAUUCAUACCAAAUUUAGUUUAAAAAGUAAGUGUUGCUGCAAAGUCUAUUUGUGAAUGGGUUAGAGCUGUGAGUGAAUUUACUGAUGUAAAUAAUGAUGUAGAGAAAAAGAAAAGUCAAGUAGAAGCUAUGAAUUAAUAAUUAGAGAAAGCUAAUAAAAUAUUAUUAUAAAAACAAUCUGAAUUAGCUUAAGUAGUUAAAAAAGUAACAGAAUUAGAAAUACAAUUCAAUUAAAAUAAAUAAGAAAAAGAUCGUCUUGAUUAAGAUAUUUAAACAACAGAAUAAAGAUUAAUAAGAGCUGAAGAACUUACAGUUGGAUUAGCAGAUGAGUAAGAAAGAUGGAAAAUUAAAGUUGAAAGUUUAACUGAAGAAAUAUAACUACUCUUGGGUAAUGUAUUCUUGGGAGGUUCAACAGUAGCUUAUUUGGGUCCAUUUACUGGAACCUUUAGAAAUUAAUUAAUACAAAAUUGGAUGGAAAAAGCAACAGAAUUAACUAUUCCUUUGAGUGAGAAAUAUAAUUUUGAAUCAGUCUUAGGAGAUGCUCUUGAAAUUUAAUAAUGGGCAGCAAAUGGAUUACCUAAUGAUACAGUUUCAAAGUCAAAUGGUAUCAUUCAAAAAUACAGUAGAUCUUAUCCUAUGUUUAUUGNGAUUAAGAAUAAUUACUCUAAAAAUUAUAAAUUGAUUCUUCUGAAGCUAAUAGAGUAAAACAGUUAGUUUCAGAAGAAGAAAGAUAAGUUAAUGAAUAGGCAUCAAGAAUUAAGGAAACUAAAGCUGAAGCUGAUAAAAUACUUAAUGAAGCUAUUCCUACUUUGAAUGCUGCCACAGAAGCACUUAAUACUCUUAAUAGAAAUGAUAUUUCUGAAAUUAAAAGUAAUAACAACCCAUAACCAAUUGUACGUUUUACUUUAGAAUGUGUUGCUAUUUUAUUUGAAGAAAAAUUGGAUUGGGAUUCUAUUAAAAAACUAUUGGCUGAUCCUAAUUUCUUAGCAAAAAUGAAAGGAUUAGACGUAGGUAAAAUAAAAUAAGUAACUUAAAAUAAAAUUAAAGCUAAAAUAGCUAGUAAUCCUGAAUUCAUACCAAAUUUAGUUUAAAAAGUAAGUGUUGCUGCAAAGUCUAUUUGUGAAUGGGUUAGAGCUGUGAGUGAAUUUACUGAUGUAAAUAAUGAUGUAGAGAAAAAGAAAAGUCAAGUAGAAGCUAUGAAUUAAUAAUUAGAGAAAGCUAAUAAAAUUUUAUUAUAAAAACAAUCUGAAUUAGCUUAAGUAGUUAAAAAAGUAACAGAAUUAGAAAUACAAUUCAAUUAAAAUAAAUAAGAAAAAGAUCGUCUUGAUUAAGAUAUUUAAACAACAGAAUAAAGAUUAAUAAGAGCUGAAGAACUUACAGUUGGAUUAGCAGAUGAGUAAGAAAGAUGGAAAAUUAAAGUUGAAAGUUUAACUGAAGAAAUAUAACUACUCUUGGGUAAUGUAUUCUUGGGAGGUUCAACAGUAGCUUAUUUGGGUCCAUUUACCGGAACCUUUAGAAAUUAAUUAAUACAAAAUUGGAUGGAAAAAGCUACAGAAUUAACUAUUCCUUUGAGUGAGAAAUAUAAUUUUGAAUCAGUCUUAGGAGAUGCUCUUGAAAUUUAAUAAUGGGCAGCAAAUGGAUUACCUAAUGAUACAGUUUCAAAGUCAAAUGGUAUCAUUCAAAAAUACAGUAGAUCUUAUCCUAUGUUUAUUGAUCCACAAUUAUAAGCUAAUACUUGGAUCAAGAAUAGUUAUAGAGAGCAUAAUUUGAAAGUUUUAAAGAUUACAUAAGAAGGACUUAUUAAACAUAUAGAAAAUGCAGUUUAAACAGGAAUUCCUUUGCUUUUAGAAGAUGUUUAAGAAUAAUUGGAUAACUUUUUAGAACCAUUAUUAUUGAAAUAAUUUAAUAUAAUAAAUAGAAGAAAAAUGAUAAAGAUAGGGGAUAGAGAAGUUGAAUUUGAUCCUAAUUUCAAAUUAUUCUUUAGUACAAAAUUGGCAAAUCCAUAAUUUUUACCAGAGAUAUUUAUUAGAGUAACAGUGAUUAAUUUUACAGUCACAGAAUAAGGUUUAGAAGAAUAAUUACUUGGAGAUGUUGUAUAGAUUGAAAAACCUGAGAUGGAAGAAGAGAAAAAAGACUUGAUUAAGAGAAUUUCUACUGGAAACAUGAAUUUAAGAAAGAAUGAAGAGAAGAUUUUAAAUCUAUUAGCAAAUUCUAAAGGAAUGAUUUUAGAUAAUGUUGAUUUAAUUGAAAAUUUAAAGAUAUCAAAAUAAGAUGCAAUAUAAGUUAAAGAAAGUUUAGUAAAUCAAGAAUAGAAAUCUGCUGAAAUUGAAGCUGCAAGAUAAUAAUAUUUGCCAGUGGCUACUAGAGGUAGUUUGCUUUAUUUUGUUAUUGCAGAUUUCACUUUGGUAGAUCCAAUGUAUUAGUUUUCAUUAAAUUAUUUCAAGAGACUUUAUUAAAAUGUAAUUAGAAAUUCAGAAAAGAAUGAAGAUAUAAAAAUAAGAAUUUCUACAUUAAUAGAUGGCAUAACUGAAGCAAUCUACUCAAAUGUUUGUAGAGGUCUAUUUAAUUAACAUAAGAGAAUCUUUUCAUUUCUAAUGACUGUUAAAAUAUAACUAAAUGCAAAACAAAUCUCUUUUGGAGAAUGGAAUCUUUUUAUAAGAGGUGCAAGUCUAUCAAUUUAACCACCAGCUAUGCCUAAUACUGUUAAAUUAACUCCUAAAAUCUGGAAUGAAUUGUAUCAAUUAACAACAGUCCAUUAAAAUUUUAUACAAAUUUACAACUAAACAUUAACUAACUUCAAAGAGACUGAGUAAUUAAUACAAUCUGAUAAUCCUUGGAGUUUAUUAAAUGAGUAAUUGACUCCUUUCUAAAAAUUAAUGAUUGUAAAAGUUUUAAGAGAAGAAGAAUCUUUAUAUGCAAUGACAUAUUAUGUGGAUGCAAUCUUAGGAAAGAAAUACACUUCUAAUAAUUAAGCAUCAAUUGAAGAAAUUUUCAAUGAUACUGAUCAUAAAACUCCAUUUAUAUUUAUAUUGAGUUAAGGUGCAGAUCCAUUAUCUAGUUUAAUAAGAUUAGCUAAUCAAAAGAAAAUAUCAUCUGAAAAGCUUAGAAUAAUAUCACUUGGUUAAGGACAAGGAAUAAUUGCUGAAAAAGCAAUUGAAAGUGGAGUCAAGAGUGGUGAUUGGGUAAUACUAUAAAAUUGUCAUCUUGGAAAAUCAUUCAUGCCAACUCUUGAGAAAAAAUUAGAAUGGUUUGAGGAUCCUGAAUUAUAAUCAUAAUUUAACACUGGUUUUAGAUUGAUGUUGACAAGUAUGCCAUGUGAUUACUUCCCUGUAAGUGUUCUCUAAAACAGUAUUAAAUUAACUACUGAACCUCCUAAAGGAUUGAAAUCUAAUAUGUUUAAGAGUUAUACUGAUUUAUCUUCAGAAUAAGUUGAAAAUUGUGAAAAAAAAGAGCCAUGGAAAAAAUUACUCUUUUCUCUAGCAUUUUUCCAUGCCGUUGUUCAAGAACGUCGUAAAUUUGGACCUUUAGGUUGGAACAUUAGAUAUGAGUAAAAUUUCAUUUAAAAUUAGAUUUAAUGAUUCUGAUCUUGAAACUUCAUACACAUUACUUAGGAAUUUUCUUGAUUAGCCUUAAGAUAUACCUUGGGAUGCAAUUGUCUAUGUUGUCGGAGAAAUUACAUAUGGUGGAAGAGUUACGGAUGAUUGGGAUCGAAGAUGUUUACUCACAAUUUUAUCCAAGUUUAUAAAGUAAAAUAAUUAUUUAAUAAUUUUAGUGAAGAGGCAUUAAAUGAUGGAUACUCUUUUUCAGAUUCAGGUGUAUAUAAAUAACCUGCAGAAAUGAAUAUUGAUGGAUAUAGAAAUUUAAUUAAUAAAUUCCCUGAUUUUGAAAAACCUGAAGUUUUUGGAAUGAAUGAAAAUGCCAAUAUUACUUUUAAAUUAACUGAAUCAAAAAUGGCUUUGUCUACUAUUUUAAGUAUUCAACCAAGAGAAAGUGCUUAAGCAAGUGACUCAGAUUAAAAAGCAAAAACACCAGAUGAAAAUGUUUUGGAACUUUGUGAUAUUCUUGCCUAGAAACUUCCAUUUUAAAUUAAAGAAUAGGAAAAAAAGAAAAAAUAAGCUGCUCCUUAACAUAAUUCAUCUGAAAUUGAUUCACUAAAGGUUUGUUUAAAUUAGGAAGUUCAAAGAUUUAAUAAAUUAUUAUCAGUUAUUGGAAAUUCAAUAAAAAAUUUAUAAGCAGCUAUUAAAGGAGAAGUAGUAAUGUCAGCUGAACUCGAUAAAAUGUACAGCUCCUUACUUAAUAAUUAAGUCCCUUAAAUUUGGGCUAACAAAGCUUAUCCUUCUUUAAAACCUUUAGCCUCAUUUUAUGAUGAUAUGAUAAAAAGAGUUAAUUUCUUCAGAGAUUGGUUUAAUUUAGAAUUUGGCUAUCCAAAAGGCUAUUGGAUCUCAGCAUUCUUCUUCCCAUAAGGUUUCCUAACUUCAGUUCUCUAGACAUUUGCCAGAAAAAAUUAAAUUGCUAUAGAUGUUCUUGGAUUCAGUUUCAAAUUCUUUAAUUAUGUAGAUAGUGAAAUGGUAAUAAAGUUUAAACUAUUUAGAUUACAUCAACUCCUGAUAAUGGAGCUUACAUUUAUGGUUUAUACAUAGAAGGAUGUAAAUUUGAUAUAAACAAAGGAAUACUAGAAGAUCAAUUACCUGGCUAAACCAUUUAUUAGGCUCCUAUAAUACAUUUUAUACCUACUUAAGACUAUAAACCUAAUCCAAAUGAAUAUUCAAUGCCUCUUUAUAAAACAAGUAUCUAUUCAAAAUAAAUCUUAAGGUCUUCGGGCAGGAGUGUUAUCAACUACAGGACAUUCUACUAAUUUCAUAAGAGCUAUUGAGUGCCCUACAAAAAAGAAUCCUGACUAUUGGAUUCUUAAUGGAGCUGCCUUUACAACCCAACUAAAUGAUUGA